CCCCAGUCAUGCCAGCUCUGCUGUUCGCCAUGCAUUUGCCACCCUCUUUGGAAUAUACUUUGCUGUCUUCUGCUUUGGGUGGUAUUCCAUUCAUCUUUUUGUCCUGGUGAUGAUGAACUAUGGUAUUAUGAAUAUGGCGAGUAUUCCCAACAUCCACAGGUACUCCUUUGUCGUAGCUAUGGGAUACCUCACGUUGUGCCACAUAAGCCGAAUAUACAUAUUUCAUUAUGGUAUUCUCACUACAGAUUUUUCCGGCCCGCUGAUGAUAAUUACACAGAAGAUCACAACACUUGCAUGCCAGUUGCAUGAUGGAAUAGGGCGACAAGCUGAGGAACUCACUGCUGAGCAAAAUCGCCUUGCUGUAAAGACAAGACCUUCUUUACUGGAGUAUUUAAGCUAUCUCCUCAACUUUAUGAGCAUCAUAGCUGGGCCUUGCAGCAAUUACAAGGAUUAUAUAGCCUUCAUUGAAGGGAGGCACGUGCACAUGAAACUGUUAGAAGUGAACUGGAAGCAGAAGGGUUAUGACAGACUUCCUGAUCCUUCUCCAACUGGAGCAGUGAUGUACAAGCUGUGUAUCACACUACUAUCUCUCAUUUUAUUCUUGACACUUACCAAGAACUUUCCUAUGGCAUAUAUUAUUGAUAAUGAAUUUCUUGAUAAAACACCCUUCUUGUCAAGACUUGGUUACCUGUACGUUGUCACACAGGCAGCAAAACCAAAGUAUUACUUUGCAUGGACGUUAGCAGAUGCAGUCAACAAUGCAGCUGGUUAUGGAUUCAGCGGGGUUGAUGAGAGGGGCACUUUCCGUUGGGACCUGUUGUCCAAUUUGAAUAUCUGGAACAUUGAGACUGCAACAAGUUUUAAAAUGUACAUUGAAAACUGGAACAUUCAGACAGCUGCCUGGCUAAAACGCGUUUGCUAUGACAGAGCUCCCUGGUACCCUACAGCUUUAACAUUUAUCCUGUCGGCCCUGUGGCAUGGUAUCUAUCCUGGAUAUUAUUUUACGUUUCUCACUGGAAUCCUUAUGACACUCGCAGCCAGAGCGAUAAGAAACAAUUGCAGACAUUACUUCCUCUCAUCAGUGCCUCUCAAGAUAGCCUACGACAUUGUUACCUGGGUUGUCACUCAGCUGGCCGUGUGCUAUACUGUCGCACCGUUUGUUAUGCUGGCUGUUGAGCCCACGAUUAAGUUUUACAAGUAA
Egretta garzetta (little egret) is the source of this 1201-nucleotide messenger RNA. It is a transcript of the gene MBOAT1, whose product is annotated as membrane bound O-acyltransferase domain containing 1. Gene Ontology annotation, biological process: lipid modification. The transcript is spliced from 11 exons. Gene Ontology annotation, molecular function: acyltransferase activity. Gene Ontology annotation, cellular component: membrane. Bases 110 to 1201 code for a protein of 363 amino acids. The record is from RefSeq and is a predicted model, not a curated record. Lineage: Eukaryota; Metazoa; Chordata; Aves; Pelecaniformes; Ardeidae.